This is a messenger RNA of Zootermopsis nevadensis, 1877 nucleotides long. The record is from RefSeq and is a predicted model, not a curated record. NCBI's taxonomy places the organism in Eukaryota, Metazoa, Arthropoda, Insecta, Blattodea, Termopsidae.
UUAAGUUGGUAUUAUCAGUGGGUUGGCAUUAACUGUGAUUUGCGUAUAGUUGCAAGUUAUAUUUCUGGACGUUUCUAGUGGAAAUUCUGGCGUAAGAGGUAGAAUAUUAGUGAUUAUUAUUUGUCAGACGAUUAGAAGACAGAACGUUGUUGCAGUAGCAUCGUUUUACAACUGUUAAAUCAUUUUACAGUACAGUCUUACAACCAGAUGACUACGUGGGAGAAAAAUCCACCAGCAACAGGCUUCUACCCUGGACAACAAGAUCAGCAGGGUUACUACGGAGCCCAGUCAGGAUAUCCCGUUCAGCCUGGUUACCCAGCAAACACAAAUCAGAGUUACCCACCUCCAUAUACAACCACUCCAGGCUUUGUAGUGCCACCGCCAAGUGCUCCUCCGUACGGACAGGUUCCAGUAGGCUCCGGACAACCAUACGGCACCACACCAAACCAACAAGCCAUGUAUGGAGCAUCAUAUGGUGGGGAUGAGCCCCUUACAGAAUCGGUUGAGAACUUUGAAUUCUCUGACAAGACCAUUCGCCGUGGGUUUAUAAGGAAAGUGUAUGGGAUUCUAAUGGUGCAGCUAUUGAUUACAGUUGCGUUCAUUUCAUGGUUUACAUACCAUGAUGCCACAAAACAGUAUGUUAGAACUCAUCUAGGGAUCUGGUGGGGAGCUUUCGCUGUAAUGAUCAUAUGUAUGAUCACGAUGGCCUGCUGUGGCGAUGUACGACGCAAGUCACCUAUUAACUUCAUCUUCUUGUUUUUGUUUACAUUAGCAGAAGCAUUCAUGUUGGGUGUUGCAUCAUCUACUUAUGACACAGAUGCGGUAUGUUACUACCAUUGAUGCUUGUUAUAUUUGCCUGCAUUCAGUUAGAAAUUAAAUUAAUUGAUAUUGGUGAAAAUUAUUAUAUAAUUGGUACACCGCUCCCCGGUUAUACUGCGGGGUUUCAGGGGGCAGGUUUUGACCUGCAUUAUAAGACAACCGUGCUAUAACCGAUGCCUACAAAUUUAAUAUUUUUCUCAGAAUUUUUUCCAACAGCAGUGUCAGGCAGUAAGACACGCGGUAUAUUCGAAUCUGCUGUAUAAACGACGGCGUUAUAUCUGGGGAGUGGUGUACUAAUAAUCUGAUAUUUUUGGGUGACUAAAUUAGAAAGGAUAACAUGAGCUGAACAUGUAGCAUGCAUGGAGGAACUGAGAUUUGGAAUAAUUUUAGUUAAGGAAAUCUCAUUUGAGGUGAGGAAAUUAGAGAGAUUUAGGGACAUGUAGAAGGAUAGUAUUAAAAUGAAUUGUAGAUAAUUACGUUGCAAAGGUGAAAAAUGUCCCAGAACUGGUUUCAUUGAUCAGAUUAUUUUACGAUAAUUGUUUUGAACCUUAACAGGAAAUACAUUUGAACCAUGUGAAUAACUAUCACUUGCUUAAGGAAGAUCCCUUAUCUAGGAUUUAUAGGCCAUGUAAUGAAGGUGAAUUAAUAUUAGGUAUUAUGUACAGUUUGUGGAAUGAGGAUGAUUGUAAACAGUGGUUAAGGAAGUGAUGAUUGUUUAUUAAUUACAGUAACUCCCCAAAAGUUACAAUGAUUUCUAUAUGUAUAUAUGUGAUAUUUGAAACAUGGAAGUUGGGCAUAUAUGAGAGGGUAGUAUUAAAAUGCUUCUUAAAGUUAUGGGGAAGGAGUGUGUGGAUUGGUUUCAUUUUACUCUGGUAACAGGCUGUCCCGGACAUAGAAUUGAACCUUUUGUUUUCAUAAAAGUUGGGGAAUUUCUUAACUAGCAGAAUGACUAAGCUUCUCGGGAGAGACCAUGCUCCUUGGAGUUUCUUAUAUAUUGAUUUACAAGUAAGUAAUAGAUCUUACCUUGUUUAUGUGACACACAAAGAGCAAAGGUUAUA